AAAGUGUCACCGCGCACACGUGGGCCCAGGUUCCACACUCAAAUCGUCAUAAUGCCGAGAAUUGACCAAUGAGAAAGAAGAGAGGACCGGAAGCAUUCUCCCAGCCUGAACCAUGCCGCAGAACUGUGAGCAAAAUCCUCAACCCCGAGCAGCUAGCGUGACGGGGAUGCUAGAAGAUAAAUGCUUUCAGACAGAAAUCACAAAACAAACUUCAUGUGCAGAUAGUGACUAAAUUAACCAAGAUUUGAAUAACCAUUGAGGGAUAAAUGCCCAUUUGUUCUGUCUGCAGCAAAGGUUUUAAAUAUUAAUUUGACUGAGACAUAUCCUACCACUCCCGAGUAACAGUCUUCCAAUGAACUGACUCUGGCAAAAAAAAACUUUAACAUGUGACACAGCCUGAAAAACCAUUACACCAUUCACAGCAGGGAGACACCAAUACCUGUGCUCUGUGCUCUGUGUGGGUAAGGCUUCAGCUGAUCGUUGAACACUCAGAGACACAACAACACCCAUAACAUGGAGAAACCAUGGAAGUGUGACGACUGUGGGAAGGGAUUCCAUUCACUGUCAACACUGGAAUUUCAUCGACGUGGUCACAGCAGGGAGAGGCCGUUGACCUGCUCGGAAUGUGGGAAGGAAUUCCCUGAUUCAUCUGCCCUACAAAAACAUCAGCGUACUGCCACUGGAGAGAGACCGUUUGCCUGUUCCGAGUGUGGGAAGAAAUUCAGGGAAUAUUUCACCUUGUUGAGACACCAGCGAGCUCACACUGGGGAGAACCCAUCCGCCUGCUCAGAGUGUGGGAAGGUAUUCACUCAGUUGUCGGGUUUGCGUGCACACCAGCGAGUUCACACUGGGGAGAGACCAUUUAGCUGCUCUGAUUGUGGAAAGGAAUUCACUCAGUCAUCACACCUGAGGAAGCAUGAGCAAAUUCACACUGGGGAGAGACCAUUCAAGUGCUCCAACUGUGGGAAACGAUUCAGACAGUCAUCUGCCCUACAUGUACACCAGCGAGUGCAUACUGGGGAGAAGCCAUUUAUCUGUUCUGAGUGUGGGAAACAAUUCACUCAGUCAUCACAUCUGCAGAAACACAAGCAACUUCACAAGUGAAUACCACCUUCUCAAGGAGGACAAUUCGGAAUGGGAAGUAAAUUCUGACACAGACAUUGAUGCUAUAUCCCAUGAACAGAUGUAAAAAUGAGAGCAAAUCACAUCCAAGGCUGAGCCAUGUUCAUUUGGACAGUGGGUUUCUUUCUGCUGCACUGGCCGCUCUCACCACUUUGCCUCCAGUAAGGCUGAUGCUUUUCGAGCCUGGGACUGCACGUAACUACUUUAACGAUCCCCAAAAGUUGACAAACGAUAUUUA
Molecule: messenger RNA, 1360 nt
Organism: Stegostoma tigrinum
Lineage: Eukaryota; Metazoa; Chordata; Chondrichthyes; Orectolobiformes; Stegostomatidae
Product: zinc finger protein 664-like
Exons: 2
Coding region: 514-1104 (196 amino acids)
Biological process (GO): regulation of transcription by RNA polymerase II
Molecular function (GO): RNA polymerase II cis-regulatory region sequence-specific DNA binding; DNA-binding transcription factor activity, RNA polymerase II-specific
Source: RefSeq, a predicted model, not a curated record